AUGCUGUCUCCGUUGAAGUCGUCUGCUCCGUCAGCCUCUCUGCUGCGUUUUCUGCGCUCCCAGUCUGGCUUUGUGAGUGGUCCCGCAGCAUGUGUGCGGUCCAGGCCACGGGCGCCAUGUCAUGAGGCCCUGACGGCGGUAUCCCGAAGUACGUCAAGCUGGGCACGCCAGGACGCAUGCCAGAGCUGCACGAAGUCGAACUCGGCAACAUUCUGUCUAUCCGAGAGCAGACCAAAAGCCUCCGUGAGACCUUUCUCAUUAGAACCGCUUGCGCUUACACGACAUGCCUCCACGACUCGCCGUCCAUUUCUCCGAAGAUUGUUUGACCUCAAACGCGGCAAGACUGCCGACCUCAAGGGCCAUCGCAACCAGGGCCCUGCCACGACCGACGAAGGAACCGAGGGACUUUUCAACAUUGGCCGGGGACUUGCGGCGAAGGCCUCAAACGAGCUUCGGAUCCGGUGCACGGAAUUCGACAACAAUGGCGACGUCACACUGGUGAAUGGGGAAUUUCGCAAGUCAGAAUUGAUCGCCAAGUACGGUCUCCUCCCCCGCGACCUCCGCAAGAUCGACUCUUCGACUCUGCCUCAUAUCCUGGUCCGACCAAGCGCGAUCCUAAUCAACCUCCUGCACCUGCGCGUUCUUAUCAAAGCUGACCGUGUGCUUGUGUUUGAUGCAUACGGGUCAACUGAUUCGUAUAUGCAGUCGCUUUUCAUCUAUGAUCUCGAGGGAAAGUUGCGCCAGAAGCAAUCUCAAGUCGCCCCUGCUGGUCAGGCGCUUCCUUACGAGUUUCGCGCCCUGGAAGCGGUUCUCAUCAGCGUCACCACUGGCUUAGAAGAAGAGUUCAACGGGGUUAGAGAACCUGUCGUUCGAGUUCUCCGUGCACUGGAAGAAGACAUUGAUCGCGACAAGCUUCGACAUCUCUUGAUCUAUUCCAAGAAACUGGGUACUUUUGAGCAGAAAGCUCGCCUGGUGCGAGAUGCUAUUGACGACCUACUCGAGGCGGACGAUGAUCUAGCGGCCAUGUACCUUAGUGAACGGGCUACUGGCAAGGAACGCGAAGAAGAUGAUCACCAAGAGGUUGAAAUGCUGCUCGAGUCAUACCACAAGGUCUGCGAUGAAAUUGUACAGUCCAGUGGUAAUCUUGUCACCAACAUUCGAAACACUGAGGAAGUAGUCAAAGCAAUUCUCGACGCAAACCGAAAUUCGCUCAUGCUACUCGAUCUGAAGUUCAGCAUAGGCACCCUUGGCCUUGCCACAGGAACUCUCUUCUCCGCUCUAUACGGAAUGAACUUGAAGAACUUUAUUGAAGAGUCUGAUAUCGGCUUUGGCGGUGUCUCCUUCGUCUGCUUCGCUUUGACUGGGGUUGUUUGCAUCUACGGCCUCGCCAAACUUCGCAAACUGCAGCGAGUCCGCAUGUGGGGCGAGUCUGGAGUUGGUGGCACUUCUCUGUCGCCUAUCUCUCCGAGACAGGGCAUCCUGAAUAUUCACCGCAACUGGCGCGCCGAUUCCAUUGAGCCCGUUUGGGGAAGCUUGCCGGGCGAGGCUCGAUCGGAGCGUAUAAGACGACUUCGAGAGAACGCGUUCGCGGCCGCAGCUGCUACUGCAUCGAGGUUCCCCAAUAACGCUUCCACCACAUCGACAUCCUCUGGGUUUGAUGAUCUACAUCAAUCCUCAAGCAACAAAGACAAUCAAAAGAGACCCGAUUCUGCUGCCGAUUCUCAUAUGAACAGCAAGGUCUCUGCAUGA
Molecule: messenger RNA, 1749 nt
Organism: Penicillium cataractarum
Lineage: Eukaryota; Fungi; Ascomycota; Eurotiomycetes; Eurotiales; Aspergillaceae
Product: CorA family magnesium transporter
Exons: 3
Coding region: 1-1749 (582 amino acids)
Biological process (GO): mitochondrial magnesium ion transmembrane transport
Cellular component (GO): mitochondrial inner membrane
Molecular function (GO): magnesium ion transmembrane transporter activity
Source: RefSeq, a predicted model, not a curated record